GCACCUAGCAGCCGCCGCCCGCCGCCGCACCCCCGCCGGAUCCUGACACACAGCAUCCGCCGGCCCCCGCGGCGCCGCCACCUGCCAGCGGCACAAAUCGGCCGCCGCCCGCGGCCGACCAGCCCACCGGCACACAGCAGCACGACGACGGCGAGUCAGCCCAGCCGUCCCACGACCCCACGCCAGGCGGCCACGCAGCCACACGCAGCUAGCAGCGGCAAGCCGGCGACGCAGAUUCUUCUCUGAAUCUGACCCUCUCCAAUUUUUCUUGAAUCCCUGUAAGCCGCACAGGCUGUUGUGGUAUGGCUCGGAGUUUAACCGAGAACAAGACCAGAACCGCUCUAUUUGUACUUGUGGUAUUUGGGCUCUGUUCCUUCUUCUACCUCCUUGGUGUAUGGCAAAGAAGUGGUUUUGGGAGAGGGGACAGCAUUGCGGCUGUGGUGAAUGAGCAGACCAAAUGUCUGAAACUGCCAAAUCUGAAUUUCGAGACCCACCAUAGUGCAUCGGAUCUUCCGAACGACACUUUCAGUUCUCAAGUUAAAACUUUUGAGCCAUGUGAUGCGGAGUACACUGAUUACACUCCUUGUGAGGAGCAAAAGCGUGCAAUGACCUUCCCUAGGGAUCACAUGAUAUAUCGGGAGAGGCAUUGCCCACCUGAAAACGAGAAGCUGUACUGUCUGAUUCCAGCACCAAGGGGUUAUGUUGCUCCUUUUCCGUGGCCAAAGAGCCGCGAUUAUGUUUCUUAUGCCAAUGUGCCACACAAGAGUCUUACGGUUGAAAAGGCCAUCCAAAACUGGGUGCACUACGAGGGCAACGUUUUCAGGUUUCCUGGUGGUGGAACGCAGUUUCCUGAGGGUGCAGACAAGUAUAUAGACCAGCUUACUUCUGUUAUCCCAAUUACCGAUGGGAAAGUGAGAACUGCACUCGACACUGGUUGUGGGGUUGCCAGUUUGGGUGCUUACCUGUUGAAGAAAAAUGUUUUGACAAUGUCAUUCGCUCCAAAAGAUAAUCAUGAGGCACAAGUACAGUUUGCACUGGAGAGAGGCGUACCUGCAUAUAUCGGUGUCCUUGGAUCAAUGAAGCUCUCAUUUCCAUCCCGAGUCUUUGACAUGGCACAUUGCUCGAGAUGUUUAAUUCCAUGGAGCGGAAGUAACGGUAUGUACAUGAUGGAAGUUGAUAGGGUACUUAGGCCGGGUGGGUAUUGGGUACUAUCAGGCCCACCCAUUGGUUGGAAAAUUCACUACAAGGGAUGGCAACGGACCAAAGACGAUCUCCGGAGUGAGCAGAGAAAAAUAGAACAAUUCGCAGAACUUCUUUGCUGGAAGAAGAUAUCUGAGAAGGAUGGUAUUGCUAUAUGGAGAAAGAGAUUAAAUGACAAAUCUUGCCCGAGGAAACAAGAUAAUUCAAAAGUUGCCAAGUGUGAGUUGACAAGCGAAAGUGAUGUAUGGUAUAAGAAAAUGGAAGCCUGUAUAACUCCGCUUCCUGAGGUUAAAAGCGUGUCAGAGGUUGCUGGUGGUGAACUAGAGCCAUUUCCCCAGAGGCUCAAUGCAGUACCACCUCGGAUAGCCCGUGGUUUUGUACCUGGGUUCUCAGUUCAAACAUAUCAGGAGGACAAUAAACUCUGGCAGAAACAUGUUAAUGCUUACAAGAAAACCAAUGACUUGCUUGAUACUGGAAGGUACCGCAACAUAAUGGACAUGAAUGCAGGUCUUGGUAGCUUUGCUGCUGUACUGGAGUCUCCAAAGCUGUGGGUCAUGAAUGUUGUUCCGUUCAUUGCAGAUACUUCUACUUUAGGUGUAAUCUAUGAGCGAGGAUUAAUAGGAAUGUAUCACGACUGGUGUGAAGGGUUUUCUACUUACCCAAGGACAUAUGACCUCAUCCAUGCUAACGGUGUCUUCAGUUUGUACCAAAACAAGUGUAAAUUUGAAGAUAUACUACUGGAAAUGGACCGGAUCUUACGCCCAGAGGGCGCAGUUAUAAUCCGUGACACAGUUGACGCUCUUGUAAAGGUGGAGAAAAUAGCCAAUGCCAUGAGGUGGGAGACAACACUGGCCGACCAUGAGGGCGGCCCUCGUGUGCCUGAGAAGAUCCUCUUUGCAGUUAAGCAAUACUGGACUGCCGACAGCAAGAGCCGCCGCUAACAUGUCUGGAUUAUUGUUCUCGCUUCUCUUCAGGAUAACUUUUGUCCCUGGCGGCGUUCGUUGCAAGUACACAUUAGACGGCGUGUAGAGAACUGAAGAACCAAGCCAGUGACAAACUAGAGGAGAGUAAAAUAUGUCUUCUAUUUAUCGUUGGUGUUGUAUUUUUCUUUAUUUUUGUUCUUGCUGUAUUCUUGUUUAUUUUUGUUCGUGUUGUAUCUUAGAAAUUCAUGAAGUGGAGAGACAUUGCUGUUUCCUGCAGUACUGAAGCUGAAUAACAUACUAGGAACAGUUUUGAGUCUUGUUAAA
This is a messenger RNA of Triticum dicoccoides, 2447 nucleotides long. Its product is annotated as probable methyltransferase PMT2. NCBI's taxonomy places the organism in Eukaryota, Viridiplantae, Streptophyta, Magnoliopsida, Poales, Poaceae. Gene Ontology annotation, molecular function: methyltransferase activity. The record is from RefSeq and is a predicted model, not a curated record. Bases 303 to 2141 code for a protein of 612 amino acids. Gene Ontology annotation, cellular component: cytoplasm; trans-Golgi network; endosome. The transcript is spliced from 7 exons.